This is a messenger RNA of Paramuricea clavata, 2412 nucleotides long. The record is from the annotation of a GenBank genome assembly. NCBI's taxonomy places the organism in Eukaryota, Metazoa, Cnidaria, Anthozoa, Malacalcyonacea, Plexauridae.
AUGUCGAAGGCAUUCGAUAAAGUGAAUCACACGAAGAUGAUCGAUAAACUCCGUAGUUUUGGAUUCAACGGUGGCUUGCUUUCUUGGUUCCAGUCCUAUCUUCGCCAUCGUCGACAAAAAGUGACAGCGUUAGGAUCAACGUUAGGAUCAACGUCGACGCCCGUGACAUCUGGAGUACCACAAGGAUCUAUCUUGGGUCCAAUCCUGUUUCUGCUUUACGUCAAUGAUCUACCCGAUACGAUAUCCUCGUCUACAAUUGCAACUUUUGCAGACGAUACCAAAUUGUUCCAAUGCAUAUCGUGUGAAGCAGACAGCUCUCUCUUACAAGAAGAUCUGACCAACAUAAACAAUUGGUCAUCGUCUUCUGAUCUUAUGUUUAAUCAGUGUAAAUGUAAAGUUCAGACAAUAUCGCGUAAACAAAAGCCCAUUAUGGCCUCAUACUCCAUGGGAAAUACACAGCUCGACCACUGUUUCCAAGAACGUGACCUUGGAGUAUGGAUCUCGUCUGAUCUAUCGUGGAAGAAGCAGGUAGAAUCGCAGAGUACAAAAGCAAACCAGAUCUUGAGGUACGUAAAAAGAACAACAAAAAAUUUAAAGUCUCUCACAACAAGACGAACAAUCUAUGCUCAUCUUGUUUACGCGCUCAUCUUGCUUACGCGACGCAAAUCACGUGCUCAUCUUGGUUACGCGACGCAAAUCGAUCUGGGCGUCUCAAACUGUGGAGCAAAUAAGAAAGAUUGAACGGGUUCAGCUACGUGCAACUAAAUAUAUUCUCCAUCUGCCAUUUAACUCCGACGUCUCAUACAAAGACAGACUAAUUCAAUGUAACUUAAUUCCAUUAACUUACUGGCAUGAGUACUUAGACAUGGUCUUUUUCUUCAAACUAACAAACAAUAUUAUCCAUGUGAACAAUACUUUCCUACCGAAAUCAAAGAAAUCUGAGAGAUCAACAAGAUAGUCGCGUAAUGCGGUUGGUACUACCUUCAAAGAGCAACGAUACAGAACAUCAACGUACAGCAGAUCUUACUUAUUAAUACGAUCAACACGGACAUGGAACGCACUACCGAAAGAAAUAACCCAAAACCACAACAAAUCUUCUCUUGCCACCUUCAAGAAUAUUCUGAACGAAUACUACUACUCCGCUCUUUCCUCAACUUUCGACCCUGACGACCCACGUACAUGGAAGACAACCUGUGUCAAUGUAACUGUGUUCGAAGUUUGCUGGUUCCCCCUUCUUGUUGUUUUUGAACCUCGCGUAACUGAUUAUUUAUAAAUUAUAUAAUUCAAUUCACUUUCAAACAGGAUUUGUCAAGAGGUUUACUUUAUUUUUAACAACGUUUCGGACAGUUUUACUGUCCGUCUUCAGGUUAUUACAACUUUGUAAAUGUUGACGUGUACAAACUUAAUCUUAUCCAUGUGAACAAUACUAUGGAGUUUGUACACGUCAACAUUUACAAAGUUGUAAUAACCUGAAGACGGACAGUAAAACUGUCCGAAACGUUGCUAAAAAUAAAGUAAACCUCUUGAAAAAUCCUGUUUGAAAGUGAAUUGAAUUCUAUAAUUAAUGAUGACCAAAGGUGAAAGUUUUAGAAAAAUACUUUGAUUAUUUAUAUUUUGGUGCAACCAGGACCUUUUCAUACUAGGUAAUUCCAGAUCGCGGCUGUGGACAGGCAUCUUCCAGGUUAUUUUCAAACUGGAUUGUGUGUAAAUUUCAGUCACUGUGUUUUUUAGGCUUUUUCAUAUCCAUGCUAUUACAUUGUAUGGAAAGGUUUUGCUUUUACCAAUGGUAAAAUAUAUUUUUAUAAGUAAGUGUUUGAUUGCUUGAUCUCUUGGUUGGUUGAUUAGAUCACGUCAAUUGAACAGUUCGUUAAUUGAUUGAUUGAUUUUAUUAUUUAGUCCUUUUCCGUUUACUGUUCAGUAAACUUAACUAAUUUAUCGAAUAUUGUGAAGAAGGAUCCGCAGUAAUUGGCUGUAGCUGCUGCGGAUAUCCUGCCUUGUUUAUAUAUAUAUAGUAAUUUGAUGUUUCUUCUCAAUAUUGUUAUCAAGGCAAAGUUAGAUAAAUUAAAUUAAAUUAAUUUUUUGUAUUUAAUAAGAAAACGAAAAUACGAAUUAAUAUAAUUUAAUUUUCUUCUUUAAAAUUAUGUUUUGUUAAUACAUUGGAAUUCAUCAUAAAAUAGGCUGUUGCCUCGUGCACUUAGAAGAGACACUGGGACUCCCAUUUCAUUUAUUAUUCGUUCACUAAAUUACUUAAAACAUAGAUACAAAAUGCGCAAGAAAUUCCAAAAAUGUGUAAAUUAGAUGCUACUUUUUAAUACAUUUGGGAAAACUAUAGGUUUAUGAUAUGUUGACAGAGCUACGAACUCACAGCUAUGGAUUGCUAGGUUGCAGAUGCGAGUUCGAAUACGCAGGUAG